UUUACUAUAAUGCAAAUCUGCCUAUACCUCUCUUGAUUUGAGUUUUGACAUUUUUUGACGUCUUUUGUGGGCGUGUUCACAAGCUGUCAGGAAUUUGCACCUGAUUCUGAACUGGUUUGUCCUGUUCCAAACUGCAUCACAAAACACCAAAAAACAAAAAAACAAAUACUACUUCCAAAUUCACACCUCCAUGCUUUCAGAAGAGUUUAUCUUUUUAUGCAUGUCUAGAAAUCCACCAUAGACCUAUAUGUAUAUAAAUAAGAAGAGGUUUAUAUUUCAGUGCUUAAAUCAAAGGUCAGUGAGUGUUUGUGUGCAGGCGGAAGUGGUGGGCGGGGCCUAACCCGCAGGUGCGAGAACGCUCACCUGAGCGCGUUUGAACGCGUGAGCUGUCUUCAGUUCUUCAGACGGAGUUUAAUGAUGAGUUUAUCAGCCUCGGGGUUAUUCUGUAGCUAUUCAGUUCAUGCUUUGUGACAGAACUGCAGUUUUACUUUGCAUGCUUUUCUUAUUCAUUCAAAUGUUGACAAAAGCUGGAGGUUAAGAACGAUUUAAGAUGGAUUAAGAGAAGAAACGAGUGAGAACACGAGGAGAUGUGUUGAGGAAUAACAUAUUGACAGAACAAACCAGCAACAUGAAGAAAGUGCUGGCCUGCAUCAGUGUGGUCCUCUUCAGAUUGAUGGUUUGUGUUCACAGUGAUUUUAUCGAGCCGUCUCCGUCUCUGGCCCUGCGCUCGUUCUCUGAUGCACAGACCCGGCUGCCCUGUCGCUUUAGGGUGGAGGCCAAUGAAUAUUUGGUGCAAGUGACCUGGUCCAGACAGAAACCAGGAGGAGAACGAGAACAGAUCAUCAUCGGACACUAUACUCAAGGACCUACAGUGUCUCCUGAUUUUCUGAGCCGUGUCCAGUUCGAGAGCUCCGACCCGACCGUGGACUCCACGCUGUUGAUCCUGAACACGAAGAAGGCCGAUCAGGCCACGUACACCUGCCACAUCUCCAUCUUUCCCUCCGGGAGCUUCCAGAGACAAAUCAGCCUGACUGUCUGGAGUCGGCCGAUCUCGUCUCUGGAUCCGGUGAUUCUUGAGGAAGGCCAGUCGUUCCGCGCAGCUGCUUUCUGUCGUGCGGUUGGAGAUCCUCCGCCGCGCUUGUCCUGGGACACAGAGCUUCCCGGUCGGUCUCAGAACCGGACCGGAGAGGAUGGAGUCGUGACCUCUCAAUUUUCCCUUCAUCCUCUGCGCAGCAUGAACAAGCGGCGUCUGGACUGUCUGGUGUGGCACCCGGCUCUCGACGGCCCGCACAGAAUCAGCAACGAGCUCCAGGUGCACUAUCCUCCUCAUGCAGUGAUCACUGAUUCUGGUUCCUGGAUAAUCGGACACUCGGGGUCAGAGCUCAGAUGUGUGGUUAAAGGAAACCCACUGCCACAAAACAUCACCUGGAGCAGGAAGCACGGCCGUCUGCCGGUGGGAGUGUUGGUUCAGGAGGACAGACUGGUGUUUGUUCGGCCUCUGAACGUGACGGAUGAAGGCGUGUACAUCUGCCAGACAGCUAACAGCGUGGGAAUCGCUAAAGCAGAGUUUAAAGUGGAGAUCAGAAGUGUUUGUGUUUUAGAGCCAUGGUUUGGAUUCACUCACGUUCCCGGAAGCCCCUCAGAGACUCUCCUCAUCAUCAUAGGAGCGUCCGUCGCCGGGGUUUUGCUCGUCAUCCUUGUGAUCACCAUCAUUUUCCUAAACUGUCACCUUAGACGCAAGAACAGGAAGCUUAAACGAACGCUCAGCACCAGAAUGGAGGAGAUGGUCAGUCUGUCUCGACAGGUGUCCAUGAGGAAAAUCAACUCCGUCAACGGGGAUCUCAGGACAGCGCCGGAGGAGAGUUCACUGAUUCAGAUGGACAGUGUGACGAAGGGCAGUGUUUUUUCGGUGGAGGAUUGUUCAACGCUGAGCGAUGUGAAGGGCAGAUAUGGAGACGGAGAGUAUGACAGUCUGGGACGUCCUGCCAUAUACACAGCGUUCCGGCCGGAGCGAUCCAGCAAAAACACUAGAGAGAUGGAGGAGGAGAGAAAUGAGCGCAGACUGAGAGUCGAGUACUAUGUGAAGUCCAGCAAUAUAUCACUGGAUUCAGGGCUUCACCGAGAUCAGAGUCCUCCUCCUCCGUCCGUGAGCUCGGGUCCGACUGCAGAUGUGAUCGUUGAUGGAUGGAAGAUUCACCGAGCGGAGCGUGAGAAAUAUGUACAGCGAGAGCGAGUUCCUGAAGGAGAAGAAGAAAGCUGUGAGGUGAACUAUCACCUGUCCGAGGCCACUAACAACUACUUCCAGUGCAGCAACGGCGGACUGACGCCAAAACCAAACUCCAACGCCAUCAUUAUACACUCACGAGGACAGAUCAUAUGAUCCUCAGAGCAUGCCUUAUAGUUCAUAAUCUGAAAGGCUGUAAACAUCACGAACUCUUAAAGGGACAGUUCAAACAAAAAAAAUCACUAACUCAAACUCAUGUCUGUUAAACCUGCAUGACUUUGUUUUGUAAAGCAUCCAUGCUUAAAAUAUUCAUGGAUAUCUCUCGUGCAUGAAUAAUGUGUGAAUAAUAGUUAGGGUUGGGCAUAAUUUGAAUAAGAUGAAGUCUCUGCAUUUAUUUGAUCAAACACACUGUAGAAAUGUGAAAUAUUAUUACACUUUCACAAUUGUGUUUUCUAUGUGAAUGUCUGUUUAAAAUAUAGUUUAUUUCUGUGGUCAAAGCUGAACUUUCAGCAUCAUAACUCUUCAGAAAUCAUUAUAAUAUGAUGAUUUGCUUCUCAAGAAACAUUUCUGAUUGUUAUCAAUGUUCAGAUUUGAUCACAAAAAUAAAUUACGUUUUAUAAUAUGUUUGCAUAGAAACUGUGAUUUGUAAUCGUAAUAUUUCACAAUAUUUAAAUAUUUUAUAUAUAUAUAUGCAAUAUAAAAUACUUCUAUUUUCAGCUAUAUAACAUUUUUCCUUUACAAAUAAAUUUGUAUAGUUAUUGUUCCUACUGUAAAGACACAUUAAUAUGGCUCUCCAUUGUGGCUGAUAUACAGUCACAGUUUCAUCACUUUGUUAGAAAAUAUGAUUAAUUUGUGUAAUGGUUAAACAGAUUAACAGGUCCACGCAGGAAACUACUGAACUUACUGCUUCGUCCAGUGACAUUAUGGACCUAUUGAUAUUCACUUUACUCCAACACUGUAUUUUAUUUUGUGAAGUAUUGCACUAUUUGUAGAUGUUACUAGUCUGAGUUUGUGUAAAUGUGCUGUUGGUGACUUAAAGAUGUCUUUUUUACUCCACUAACUAGUGUUAACGUCCAGACCUGAACUAGAUGUGUUUUCUGUAAGUGUUUAUUGAAAAGAAAGAAAGUUGAUUGAUCUGUGAAGAGAUUUAAUAAAAGUUAAUGUGAAUGAAAA
This is a messenger RNA of Carassius auratus (goldfish), 3397 nucleotides long. Its product is annotated as nectin-4-like. The coding region runs from base 629 to 2380 and encodes 583 amino acids. Gene Ontology annotation, cellular component: adherens junction. The transcript is spliced from 11 exons. NCBI's taxonomy places the organism in Eukaryota, Metazoa, Chordata, Actinopteri, Cypriniformes, Cyprinidae. Gene Ontology annotation, biological process: heterophilic cell-cell adhesion; homophilic cell-cell adhesion. The record is from RefSeq and is a predicted model, not a curated record.